Toxoplasma gondii ME49 is the source of this 4485-nucleotide messenger RNA. It is a transcript of the gene PRMT5, whose product is annotated as histone arginine methyltransferase PRMT5. The transcript has a single exon. Gene Ontology annotation, biological process: peptidyl-arginine N-methylation; regulation of DNA-templated transcription. Gene Ontology annotation, cellular component: cytosol; nucleus. The record is from RefSeq and is a predicted model, not a curated record. Bases 551 to 3490 code for a protein of 979 amino acids. Lineage: Eukaryota; Apicomplexa; Conoidasida; Eucoccidiorida; Sarcocystidae.
UCGCUUUUUCCUUUUGCCAAGGUAGAAGUUCUUCUUGGAGGAAACGGGGAAUCUUGUGAGGCGAGCAAGGACGCGACCGCAAACGACGCACCUCUCUUGCGCGUGUGUGGCCAAUGUAGUCGAGAGAUUUGUCGUCUUCCUGACGUUCUGCUUCCCGAAAGGAAUUUUUUUCUGGAGACACGAACACCAUCUAGGCCGCGGGAAACUCCUUUUUCGCCGCAUCGUCUUCUUUUCGGUGUCUCUGUUCGUCUGUCUCGUCCCUCAGUUCUUGCCGCAAUUCGUUCCUAGUCGCCACUGUCCCUCGUUGUCUUGUCGUUCGUCUCCCCCAUUCUUUCCGACUUUCGGACUUUGCGUUCUUCGUCUGUCGCCUUCGAUCACGGCUGUCUCCUUCAUUCCGUUACUCUUCCCGGUUCUUCUGCGAGGCACCCCAGAGUCUCCCUCCUGCGACCCUUUCUCUCCUUCCCUCUCCCUCUGAAGUCUUCCUCGACGAUUUUUUUUUCAUUCUUCGCGUCCCGCUGCUGAGUCGCUUCUCCGUUCUCGGCCCGCCGCCAUGCCGCUGCAUCCGCCGUCGAACUCAUGCCUCACAGGUCCGAUCUACUUCGGAGUCGGCCUGCCCCACGCAGCUGUACGUACACCGUCCGCUCUCCACACGCACCUCCAGAAUGUGCGAAGCAACUUGCAGUGCGACUUUGUGGUCAUUCCCACAGCUGCCUUCUCUCCUGAGUACUACGAAGCACUGCCGCCUUCUUCGCCGGCUUCUUCCUCUUCUUCGCCGGCUUCUUCCUCUGCUUUGCCGGCUUCUUCCUCUACUUUGCCCGCGUCUUCUUCUGUGGUUCCGAAUGUUCGAGCUUCGAUCCCUGUCGAGCACUUGCCCGAGUUCGCGGCGCAUCCGGAGAAGCAGCGCGCGCUGCCUUCUGCGUCGCUCGCUUCGUUUGCGUCUUGUUCGUUCCGGGGCGUCGACGGCGGCCUCUCCGAGUUGCCUGUCUCUGUCGCCUUCUCUCCGAGCACGGGGUCGGACCUCGCCCUCGACUCACAGACCUGGGCGUCCUCAGUCGUCUGCGAACUGUCUCCGUGGAUCGCGCCUGACAAGUGUCUCCGUCCGCCGCAGCCGUCGGUCUGUCGCGCCCGCGAUUCCCUGCAGAAAACGUUGGAGGUCGCCUUCCCUUCCCCCGCGCUCUCGGUCUCGCCUUCUGCUGGCUCCUCUGCCUCUGCCGCGGUGCCGCCGCAGGUUGCUCACUGGUCCUUCCACGCGGCGGCAUGGCAGCGCGAAAUGCAGUGGGCGACACAUGUGGGUGCGUACGCGGUGAUUGCGCCUGCGCCGCUUCCUGGAGACGCGCCGAUCGAGUACGCGAGACAGCUGAAGGCCGCGUUCAGUCAGCUGCAGCCGCCGUCCGUCUGGGUUCGGCUGCCGCUCCUCUACCCGCGCAGAAGCGAGGCCAGCGCCGCGGCGCCGAGAACGUUCGACGACCCUUGGCAGCAGUGGAGGUUGAUUCGAGCCUUCGUCGGCCACAACGCGGCUCUCGGCGUCUGUCUGGAAGUGACUGAGGACCUCCCCGACGAGGAGGAACUCGCCCGGUGGCUGGCGGAACCGGUGCGCGCGCUCCUCAUCUCGCCUGCGAUCUUCACCUGCGCGACGCGUGCAGGCGACGGACGAACUGAGGGGGAGAGUGCGGGCGUCGCGAGUCGGAGAGGCCGCGCCUCUCAGGAUGACGACGAGCACAGACCUGGCGCGUCUGCGGAGAAGAAAACUCCGGAGGGGAGAGAGGCCCUUGCAGGGACUGCAGGGCGGAAGUCGGACGCGCAGUCGGUGGCUCUCAGUCCGAGACACUUUGCCUUUCUCGUGCGGUGCGCCGAACACCGCGUGAAAAUCAUCUUUCGUCAAGAGGAACAGACGUCGGGAUGCGUCUCCUCCGACACUGUCGACUUGGCCAGUGCGCAAGCCUUUCCAGCGCUUGGCGAGGCGCGGCCUGCAGUCUCUACCACUGCGUUUUCCGUCAUGGAUCUCCAGCCGUAUCUGUCGCACCUCGUCGCGCGCUUUCUCCAGCUGCCCACGCUGUCGCCGGCGGCGCUCUUCUCUGCGCCGUACCGAGACGUUCUGCAGUCGCCCAUGCAGCCGCUCGCGGACAACCUAAGCACGAUGAACUACGAAGUCUUCGAGAAAGACCCUGUCAAGUACGUCCGCUAUCGCCAGGCGACGCUCCGGCGUCUCCGCGAAAUCUGGACCCCGACGCGCGCGGAGUCCGAAACAGAGAGACCGGAGACACCCCAGAGAGGGGGCGCUGGCGUAAAGAAGCCGAAGAAGUCCAAGAAGAAGAGCCGCGCUUCUCACAGCUGUGAAACGAACAGCGACUUCGCCGAGUCCUGGAGCGAAGACGAGUCCUGCAGCUCUGCCGCUUCGGCUUAUACGUGGUGUCUGAACGGCGAGGACUGUCCCGACCAUGGGUGGUUGCCGGAAACCUUUCCUGGAGGCGGACGGUCGCGGCUCGUCAUCAUGGUGGUGGGCGCAGGUCGAGGGCCUCUCGUCCAGUCUGCACUGGACGCGCUGAAGGAGGCGCAGAUUCCUCUCUGUCGCGUCCACCUCUACGCGGUGGAGAAGAACUGCAACGCGACGGUCACCCUGCGCGCGCGGCACCAGGGCGACCCGUGCGAAGGCUGGAGGGCAGUGCGCGUCGUCGAGUCCGACAUGCGCGAGGUCGGACAGAAGGUGUCAGAGAAGGCAGACAUUUUGAUUUCUGAGUUGCUGGGGAGUUUCGGCGACAACGAACUUUCUGUCGAGUGUCUCCACGGGGCGCAGAAGCUGCUGAGGCGCGGCGGUAUCUCCAUUCCGACCGCGUACGUCUCCAGCGUGGAACCUGUGAGCGCGUCGAAACUCUGGACGGCCAUCGACAGCUACGGAGACGCGAAGCACUUCGAGUCGCCGUACGUCGUCGACUUCUUCGCAGUGUACAGACCUGGCGCAGAGGGCCCUCUCGAAUGCUUCCACUUCAAGCAUCCAGAGGCCCUCCUCCCUUUCGCUGACGACGAAGAGCAGACGCGCGAGGGGGACCAGGCGACCGAGACGCAGCCGCGCAGCGGACCGAGUCGGAAGACGCGCGCUGAGAGGAAUGCGGAGACCAGCGUCGCGCUGCAGAAGAAGGUCGCCCCGAGUGCGCAGCAACUGACGCUGUGGAGACACCGCCGGACGCGACUCGCAUGGCACAUGAAGGCGGACGCCGUCGUCCAUGGACUGGCAGGAUAUUUCCACUGCUGUUUGUACAAAGACGUGUACAUUUCGAUCGACCCGCGCUCGUUCUCAGAAGGCAUGUUCAGCUGGUUUCCCCUCUUCCUCCCCUUCCGCGUCCCAGUGUACGUACAGCGCGGCGCCGAACUCGAGGUCUACCUCGCGCGCGAAGGCGACGAACACCGCGUCUGGUACGAGUGGGCUGUCAUGCAGCCGCAGCAGAGCGACAUUUACAAUCACCUUGGGAAACAUUACUUCAUCGGAAAAUGAGCUGAACGAAAGAGAAGACCCAGGCUCCGACACCAAAAACAGAGGCCCAUAAAGCAACACAGAGCGACAGAGAGAGAGAGAGAAAAGAGGGGCGGUAAGAAAAGGGGAGACGCAGUUCGGUGAAAGGUGGUGAGAAUGUUUGCGGUGUGCAUGCGAUGAGGUUCGCAGUUGCCGCGCUUCGUUGUUUUCGAGGCUCAAGGCAAGUGCCUGCGCGUGGAUAAAGGACAAGGAGGUCUGGGAGGCGGAGGCGAGUCUGAGGCUGUGCUUUCUCGUGACGCGCCUUUAGGAAUCUUGACUGUGUAGAGACUGGGAGAUUUCGUUUUCUUUUUUAAAGUGGAGGGAGUGCGGAAGUCCGGCGAAGCAUUGUCGUCUCAACCUUCAAUACGCGAACGACUGGUCCUCUCGUCUGCGAAUCUGUUCAACGUCGUUUCACGUUGUCGCUUUUUCCAGCGACGAACUGGCCUCUGUUCCUCUGGCCCGCGCGCCAGAGUCGCCGUUGUCGGGUCUCUUUGUGGGGUGUCUCGGCCGUCUCUUCUGUCUGUGUGCGAAACGCAUGCAUCUCCUUGCCAGACUCCGCAGUGGACCGAGCUGACGAGGCGCAGAGGCCUCAAACUGCAUGCGCGGACUGGAGCGAAAGAGAUGCCUGGUGACAGCCCAUUCAACAAGGCGGCGGCAGGUGCGAAAUCCAUGCUUCCAAAUACAGGCGGAGCAAGUUUUGUACGAAUUCAGCGAAGCAGCAAGUGAAGCCGACAACUGCGGGUGACUGUAGGGGUGACACUGUAGUGUAGCGCGCCACUGAAACGGCAAACGAAAACGCAGUUUUGAAGAGACUCACGAACCGAAGUCCUCAGACGUCUCGGAGAUUCCUUCACGAUCGUCGACGUAUCGACUGUGGAGAAGUGGACAAACAAGAUGAGAAGGAAGCGACUCUUUCGAAAGAAAGCCUUCGACGAAAUCCUAAAAACGUUCACGCUUCUCCCAAGAGUUGCUCACGU